Molecule: messenger RNA, 1571 nt
Organism: Raphanus sativus (radish)
Lineage: Eukaryota; Viridiplantae; Streptophyta; Magnoliopsida; Brassicales; Brassicaceae
Product: TORTIFOLIA1-like protein 5
Exons: 1
Coding region: 192-1571 (459 amino acids)
Cellular component (GO): microtubule
Molecular function (GO): microtubule binding
Source: RefSeq, a predicted model, not a curated record
UGUAUAGAGUAAAUGUAAAAAGAAAAGUUAGGUUGGAAAGGUGGUGAAAAUAGACAAGUUUAAAAGGCAAGGCAAAAACGAGUCUUGUUUAAAAGGCAAGUACCAACCAAACUUUCAUCUUCAUUGCCUUUUUUUUUUCCUGCCGCCAUAUCUAUUUCUUUCUCUACAAACCUUGCCUAUUUUUCUCUUGAAUGCCUUCCGUUCAAAUGCGUUCCUCUCCCUCUGUUUCCCCGCCUAGAACGGUUACUGAUCUCAAGCAGCGAGUCAUCGCCUGUCUCAACCGUCUCUCCGAUCGCGACACUCAAUCUCUAGCCGCCGCUGAGCUCGACUCGAUCGCUCUCAACCUCUCACCAGAGUCUUUCUCCCUCUUUAUAAACUGUCUCCAAACCACAGACUCUUCCGCCAAAACUCCCGUCAGGAAACACUGCGUCUCCCUCGUCUCCGUCCUCUCUCGUUCCCAUGGAGACUCCCUCGCUCCUCACCUCCCCAAGCUGGUCUCCACCGUCCUCCGCCGCCUCCGAGAUCCUGAUACCUCCGUCCGCGCCGCCUGCGCAACCGCUUCCGUCGAUAUGACCACCAACAUCACCGAACCGCCUUUCUCCGUCCUCGCCGGACCGAUGAUCGAAACGUUGAUCCACGACUGCGAUACCAACGCGCAGAUAGGAGCCGCCGUGUGCCUGGCGGCGGCUGUUGACGCGGCCGGUGAUCCUGACGUUGAGCAGUUGCAGAAAGCGCUUCCGAAGAUCGGGAAGCUUCUUAAGUCGGAAGGUUUCAAGGCGAAACCUGAGCUUCUAGGAGCCAUUGGGAGCGUGAUCGGCGCCGUUGGAGGUAGAAACAGCGACAGGGCCGUGAUGGAUUGGCUUUUACCUAACGUGUUGGAGUUUCUAAGCAGCGAGGAUUGGCAUGCGAGGAAAGCUGCUGCGGAGGUUAUGGCUAGAGUAGCUACUGCUGAAGUAGAGUUAGCUCCUUUGUAUAAGAAGGCAUGUCUUUGUGUUCUCGAGAGCAGAAGGUUUGAUAAGGUUAAGCUUGUAAGGGAGACGAUGAACCAUACGUUGAGUUUAUGGAAGCACCUUGGAGAAGAUGAUUCUCCAGAGUCAUCUUCUUCGAGAAAAAGAAGCAAAGAUAAGAAUACAAACAUAGCAACAAGCUCAAAGUUAAAUGAUGUUGAAGAUGAGUCGAAAGAGAAGCGGCCAUUGGGGACUAGAAGAGCUCUGUUUCCUGCAAAGCCAAAGCUGUCUAAGGACAAAGAGAAUGUAACUAUCAAGCCACAACUUGUUGCUGUUGUUCAGAGUAGUGAUGGAGAAGAGAGUAGUAGUUCGUCUCAGAGAAAUAAUGCAGAAGAAGAGUUGUCUCUGAUAAGAAACCAGAUCACUCGGAUCGAAAAGCAACAGUCUGGUCUGUUAGAUCUGUUUCAGCGAUUCAUGGAGAGCUCGCAGAACGAAAUGCAGUCUCUGGGGAGACGAGUGCGUUGUCUAGAGACAUCAUUCAGUGUACUCUCCACUGAUUUGUUAGUGUCUCGCAACAUAACACAAAAUGGCAACCACAAACGCAACGCCCAUCUACAGAACUGA